This is a messenger RNA of Bufo bufo (common toad), 3482 nucleotides long. It is a transcript of the gene TANGO6, whose product is annotated as transport and golgi organization 6 homolog. Gene Ontology annotation, molecular function: protein binding. Lineage: Eukaryota; Metazoa; Chordata; Amphibia; Anura; Bufonidae. Gene Ontology annotation, biological process: protein secretion. The transcript is spliced from 18 exons. The record is from RefSeq and is a predicted model, not a curated record. Bases 14 to 3151 code for a protein of 1045 amino acids.
CAAAGCCUGCGUGAUGACGUAUUUCCGGGGGGCGGGCCCUAGUGGAAACAUGGCUGUCAGUGUGAACGUGGGUACUGUGGUUGAAGCUCUGAAAAUACUGAUAACCCCUAGAGAAUCUGGAUCUACUGCCCAUAACACUGAUAAGCAGGCUGCCUUACUCAGCACCUUACAGUUUAAUGUGUCUUCCUUGGAGGAAGAACUAAAGCAAGUCUCAAAGUGGGGGGCUCUAGUCACUUUGCGAGAACGACUUUCAAAAGAUGCCCCAGGGUUUCAUGAAAGUUUACAAGAAGAUCCAUCAUGGAAGUUCACUUCAGUAGCCCUGCUACUACUGCUAUGUCUUAAGGAGUGCAUGAUUGAAUUGGCCAAGUCUUUUCAACCCUCUAAACCCAACCUGAGGACCCCUGAGGCAGCCCCUUCUCUGAGUCCAGAUACUCUUAGCAUAUCUCAGCAGAAGACUGUCCAGUCAGUGCUGCAGUUUGUGGUGUCUAUGGGAAUCUGCCCAUACCUUCUUCCAGGCAUUGGUCUUUCUUUACAGCAUCGAUCUGAAUUUGGAGCCCUUGUGUGUUCAAUGGUGUCGUGUGACUUGCCACAAGUUCGUACACGUAGGCUGUACAUUGCAUGCAUGUCCUUGUUGGAGGUGUCCCACCAUUCGUCUCUGGGAAGCCUGCUCUUUACACAGCAUCUUGGAGACCUUAUGGCUGGGCUGUGUCAACUUGGAUAUUGCCCUGCUAAUCAGGGCACAAAAGAGAGUCUGAAGGCUCUGUCAGAGAGUGAGAGGGGCCAGUGCAAGGAGGCUUUAAGAGGACUGUUGGAUCAGUUGUACCAGCCACUUGUUAUCCGAGAGCUGCUCAUUUUGCAGGGGGGUCCUAGACAGGGGCCUCGUCCUUCUGGUGCCUCUGCCUCCCUGCAGAGAGCUCCGGCACCUGCCUGGUUGCGCCGCCUCUCUGGACAGUUGCUCUCAGAAAGAUUGAUGAGACCUAAUGGGGUUCAAGCUGUGGUACGUGGGAUCCUAGAAGAUGCAGGAGUUGGAGUAGCUGGGGGUCGUGAAGCCGAGGCUGCUGCCAGUAACUGGAAGAAGUGUGAUGCAGUAGCAAAGGUCCUGGCAUCAUGUCCUCAGCAGUCAAUCACUGUUGAGGAGUAUUACCGAAAAGUAUGUCCGCAGAUCCUAGAUUUGCUGCACAUCCAGAACCCUCUGACAGCUCGACAGUUUCAAAGAGUCGCCACUGAAACAUUUUUGAAGAUGGGACGGGAGCAGCCUCAGCUGGCAGAGAAAUAUCUAAUUAUGCCCAUGCUGAAACCCUUACUGUAUUGUACCACAACAGAAGCAGAUAAGGCUCCAGACCCCGGAGAGACUCUGGUGUCUGAAUCUGCACUGUCACAAUGUAUUGAAGACAUUGUUAAGGUGUUCGUAGUUGGCAAUGAUCCCACAGUUGCCAUAUUGAAUGUCAGCAGACAACUCCUCUUGGUCAUCUUUUCCUUGUACUGUUUUGCCAGGCAGAAUGCAUCCCACAUACGCUCAUCAUGCCAGGAUAUCCUGCUCUGGUUUCUAGAGAAGUCCGACAGAGAAUCGGCAGUGUCAGCACUGGCAGGAUUGAGUGGCCUGGAAUGCUCUCUUCCAUCUUUGCCUCACUAUAGCUAUAUCAAGCCUGGGAGUGAAGGAGGAGCAAUGAUCGCUAUACGGGAAGACCAGAGCGAAGAUGAUGAGGAUGCCUUGUAUGACAGGGUGACCGGGGAGCAGUGGAGAUUGCAGUGUUUAGUGGAUUUACUCUCCAUUAAUCCUCACACUGGCCUAGCAGCUGAUUUCUUUCUCUAUUGUCUUAAGAGGCUGACACCCAUUACUGCAGGAGAGGAAAGCCCGGGCCUCAGUCCUAGUCCAGAGGAUAGUCUUUUAGAUAUAGAGUGUAAGCUCACACUUCGUUAUCAGUCUGGAGAGAAAAAGCUUCAGCUUCUUCAGGUUUUGUCGGUGCUCUGUGAGAGGAUCUCAGACUCCAUUUUUACAGACGUCAAGCAGGUAGUGGAGUUUGUUUUGAUGACUCUUGAGAGGGCCUGCACCAGUCUUGCCACCUCUAAAGGAGGUACCGUGGCAUCUGAAACACUCAGCAUGGCAAUGGGACUCGUUGCUGCCAUGUUGGGAGCUGUAGAGCUGACCUCAGCAGAUUUCGGAUAUUUGAAGCAAUUGAUUCCAGUGUUGGAAAAAGUAAUGGAGUCCCACCCGGAGCCAGUCAUUCAAGAGCUGGCUAGUGACCUGCGAGUUACCAUUGCCACACAUUGUGCUGUUCCCUUACCAAAUAGGACACAUAAUGACAGUGACACUGAGAAGAAAGACACAAGACAGCAAAGGCUUAACAAAGAUGCUGACCUACAGAACAUACAGGAGAUCCUAAGCUCAGCCAAAGAUCCUGAUGUACCCACCAGGGCAGCAGCUCUGCGCUCCCUCACUCGUCUCCUAGAGCAGAGGCACCCUCAGCUGACAGAACAUCGGGAGCAGGUGAUGCAGCUCUUUGUGGAGAAUUUAGAGCAAGAAGACCCCUUUGUGUAUCUGUCCGCUAUACAAGGUAUUGCUGUAAUGUCCGGAGACAUACCUGAGCGCAUCCUGCCCAUCCUCCUAGCGCAGUAUGAGAGUGCAGUGCCACCCAAGGCGAAGGCACCAGCUCCUGAGACUAGGAUGAAAGUAGGAGAAGCACUGAUGAGAUGCACACGGACUCUGGGUGACAUGGUCCUCCGACACAAAGACACAUUGAUUCAUGCAUUUUUGAGGGGUUGCCGGGAUCCAGACAGCUCUGUUAGAGCAAGCAGCCUUUCCAAUUUGGGUGAAUUGUGUAAGCAACUGCAAUUUUCCCUGGGUCCUGUUAUCCAUGAAAUGACCUCCUGCUUAUCAGCUGUGGUUCACACUGACCCAGAGGCUCAAGUAAGGAGAGCGGCCAUCCAUGUUAUCGUCUUACUUCUAAGAGGGCUCAGUGAGAGGGCAACCGAGGUGUUACGUGAUGUACUGCUGGAGCUGUACCGCUUGCUAAAAUUUGUAGUGCAGUGUGAGAAGGACUCUGUAUCCGUUCUUCACGCCCAGCUGGGACUGGAGGAAUUGGACAGCAUCAUGAGAGCAUUUCUCUUUCCUCCUCAGAAACUGGAGAAGAAAAUUAUGGUUUUACCAUAAAAGUUCAUUUCAUCAGAGACAGCCCUUUUCAGAAUAUGGGUUUCGGGGCAGUCAGCUUUUGGCAGGCGAGGCUGCCAUUCAGAUGAAUGGUAGUCUUUGGAGUACAUGAACAGGUCAACUCUUCUAGAAUGGGGGUGGGGGGCGUUGUGAGCAGAGGACCACCUUCUGUGAUGUACAUAUGCCCUAAAAUGGUAUAUGGAGAGGGGUUGUCUUCAUAAGCCAAUCCCUUUAAGGGUACUUUCACACUAGCAUUUUUCUUCUCCGGCACGGAGUUCUGUCCUAGGGGCUCAAUACCGGAAAAUAACUGAUCAGUUUCAUCCCCAUGCAUUCU